Messenger RNA from Meloidogyne enterolobii, 363 nucleotides. The record is from the annotation of a GenBank genome assembly. NCBI's taxonomy places the organism in Eukaryota, Metazoa, Nematoda, Chromadorea, Rhabditida, Meloidogynidae.
AUGCCAAGCCAACCUAAUGAUGUUUUAACAGCAAAACCACCACAAGAUCUUGAGAAACGAAAAUUAGUUCAACAACAAUUAGUUUUUCUUUUGCAUGCCCAUAAAUGUCAGCAAAGAGAAAAGUUGGAGCCGGAAUGGCGCGGUUGUUGUAAUCUUCCAUAUUGUGCUAUAAUGAAAGGUGUUUUGGAACACAUGGUUAAAUGUAAAUCUGGGCGUAAAUGUCAUUUCGCUCAUUGUGCUUCUUCUCGCCAAAUAAUUUCUCAUUGGAAAAAUUGUCCUGAAGAAGAUUGUCCUGUGUGUAAUCCUAUUAGAAAAUUUAUUGCUGAAAAUGGACAAAGUCAAGUGAUAGAUAUACUUUGUUAA